Molecule: messenger RNA, 1218 nt
Organism: Strongyloides ratti
Lineage: Eukaryota; Metazoa; Nematoda; Chromadorea; Rhabditida; Strongyloididae
Product: Paired box pox-neuro protein
Exons: 3
Coding region: 1-1218 (405 amino acids)
Biological process (GO): regulation of transcription by RNA polymerase II; anatomical structure development
Molecular function (GO): RNA polymerase II cis-regulatory region sequence-specific DNA binding; DNA-binding transcription factor activity, RNA polymerase II-specific
Source: RefSeq, a predicted model, not a curated record
AUGGAUAACAGAAGUACAGCUUCUAUGGCUAAUGAACUCUGGUAUCAGAGAUAUUAUCAUCAGCAUAACCAACUUCAGCAACCAACAAUUGGUAAUGUUGGCAAUAAUAAUAUUACUAAUCAAGCACAAUUACUAAAUAUUAGUGAUAAUACUCCACCUUCUAUUGGUGGAUUAAUUACAUCAUCUACAACAGCUUCAAGUCAAUCUCAAAAUUCUAAUAUUACUACACCUGUGUCAACAAACAAUAAUUCUAUUAAUGCUUAUAGUUCACAUACUGGUGUUAAUCAACUUGGAGGUGUAUUUGUUAAUGGUAGACCACUUCCAGAUCAUGUACGUAACAAGAUUGUUGAAUUAGCACAACAAGGUGUUCGUCCUUGUGAUAUUUCUCGUCAACUUCGUGUAUCACAUGGUUGUGUAUCAAAAAUUCUUGGACGUUUUUAUGAAACUGGUUCAAUAAAACCUGGAGUUAUUGGAGGUUCUAAACCUAAAGUAGCUACACCAAAAGUUGUUAAUUCAAUAACAUUAUAUAAACUUCAAAAUCCCACAAUGUUUGCAUGGGAAAUAAGAGAAAAAUUAAUAGAAGAUCGUAUAUGUGAAGCAGAUAAUGUUCCAUCAGUUAGUUCUAUUAAUAGAAUUGUUAGGAAUCGAGGAAAUAAAAUAUUAUUACAAAAUAAUUCUUCAUCAUCUUUAGGUACAACAACAUCUUCAUCAACAAAUAAUAAUUAUAAUUCUAUAACAACUAACAUAUCUAAUUUAAAUCAAUCAAUUCCUCCAAAUUUUUCAAAUCCCUUUGAUCAUCAAUCUCAUGCUGCAUAUUCAAUUAAUAAAUUAUUAUCAUUACAACAAAAACAAUUUAAAGCUAUGGAAUCUGUUCAUGGAAAUGGACAACCAAUAUGGCCAAAUCCAUAUACAAGUGUGGUAAAUUCAAUUACUACUAAUAAUCAAACAAUAUUUGAUAGUAAUCAAAUGUCUCAUCAUCCAAUGUUAAGACAACAACAUGAAAAUAUUUUAACAUCAGAUCAAAAUGUGUUUUCGAAUAGUAAGUACAACAUAGAUACGGCCUUAAAUAACCAAUCUUCAACAAAAUGGUGUUCGUUAGGAGGUCAAGUAAAUACAGGAAUAAUGCAAUCACAUUUAAUGAUACCAAAUGGAACAAAUAUAGGGGAACCGCAAAUAACAAAUAUGGAUAGAAGGCAUAAUAUUAAUAACACAAAUUAA